AUGUCUAGAGUGGAAGCUUUUCGGGACACAAGCCUCCGCUCUCUGCUGAGGGGGCUGCGGACAGAUAUCGCCAUGGCGGUAGAUGACCCUUUCCCUCUUGUCUACGGGUUGGUGGACAAAAACAUCAUCACUGACCAACUACUGAAGGACACUCUGGAGAAGGAAGGCAGUGAAGGGAUCCAUAAGGCCAUGUACUCCCUUCUGUCCUGGGUCCUGGAACAGAGCAGAUCCACCAUCCAGGCUUUCUGGAGCAACCUGUCCAAAGAGUACAACCUGGACAGCUACCCUAAACUGCAGACGCUGCUCACUAACCUUCACUCCAAAUGGGAUGCAGCAGAUGCCAGAGGUGAGAAGAAAUCGUCUAAAAACACAAAAACAUCUCACAUCAAGAAGAGGAGCCACGAGGACAGAAAGACAAAAUCAUACUAUCUGCAACCUCAGUAUCAUGCCAAAACAAGCGAUGGACCAGGGGGCAAAGUGAGACUGUACAGAGUGAAGAGUGAAGCUGCAGUCCCACUGCCAACAUCUGGAAACAAUGCGGUGUCAUCUUCUGUCCAGAGACCAGUCUCUCUGUCCUCCUCUUCCUCCUUAACUGAGCUGCUAGUCAGCCAUGAAGCCACAGAGAAGAUCCAUAUCCAACAGAUGUUUAUUUCAGACGGAAUACAAGUGGGUGAAGAGUUUUACCCGGAGCAAACAAAUGGAGCAUCCGAAGCUGCUGAGAACAUGUUUCACCACCAGGGGGAGACAAACGCACGCAUGGUUGAGUAUAAUGAUGAUGAGUGUGCAGUGUGUAAGGACGGGGGGGAGCUGAUUUGUUGUGAUGGAUGUCCUCGAGCUUUUCAUCUGACCUGCCUUGUCCCUCCACUCACGUCUAUACCAUGUGGCAGGUGGCAGUGUGACUGUUGCGGUGGCAACAAGGUGAAAAGAGAGAUGGCCCAUCACCAUUUACAACCACUCAUUGCCCAGACCCAGCAAACAAACACAAGCUCCAGUAACUCCAUCAUGGACGUCUCCUUCUUCUCCUCGCUCUCAUCCUCGUCUCUUACUGCUGUCGCAGCGACUACAAAUGAGCUCAGUGGCCGCAGCCAGUGUUCAGAUGGAGAUCUGCUCAGUGUGAGGGAGGUAUGCGGUGUUUGUAAGCGAGAGGGAGACCUGACUCCCUGCCUCCAGUGUUUGCAGCGCUUCCACGUGCAUUGCCAUUUCUCCAAAGGGAGAUCCAUCUGCUUGUCCUGCUCCCUGCCCUGGGGCGGCUCCGCUGGGAGGGAGUCUGAAUCAUCCAGAGUCUUACAGCUCGCCCCAGCGGUUCAUGAUCAGACCCCCUCUGUCCCUGAGCCCGUCCCUCAUAAAGAUGAGCUGGACUCCAUCCUGGGAGACCACGGCUCCAUUGACAGCAUCUUGCAGUGGGCUUUCCACAACAUCUCUCGGCCUCUCCCCGACACCCAAGAAUGCUUCCAGUGACCGACAGACAGAACCAUGCACCUCUCACAGUUGGAAGUUAUGCCAUAAAGUAACAAUAAGGACUUGAACAUGGAUAAUUAAAUGGAGAUUAUGAAUUGAAUGUCUGUUAGUGGCUGAUUUCACAUGGGAUUAUUUGUUUAAUACAAAUAAUGAUUUUACUUGAACAAUAAUGUUGUUCAAGUAAAAACAUUGCAUCCUCUCAAAUCACACAUUUUAAAUAAUAUGUUUAUAGAUAAUUUGUCAUGGCUAAACUGCUGUCCCUCCAGAUCCUGCGUUCUGUGCAAUGUGCCAUGUUGCCUUUGAGUUCCACUUUUUGUUUAUUACAGCAUUCAGCAGGGUUUGAAUAAUACUAGUGUUAUAUCGUGGAGCUUUAACUUGAUCGAAUCUUAUUCAGGAACAUGAAUCAUGUGGUUGACUGAAAUAACAAAGCUCCUAAAACACUUGAUUUUCAACAUUCAACCCUCUACAAGAAAACAUUUCCUAAUACCGCAGGACAUGCUUUUGUUGAUUUUGUUAUAAGUGUCUCAAGUCCGCGAUAAAUCAAACUAUUGAAAUAAACUGAGAUACAGUGAUCUUUCUCUGGCUCAGGGGUUGCGUGCCUUGCCCGAUUGUUAGCCUUUCUGAAAUGCUUGUACCAAAGGACAUCAUGAAGUUAGAUGGACUUAUUUUCUCCCCAUGCUUUUCAGCUCCAAUCCUUCCAUGUUUUGCAUCACAACAUGACUAAUUGUGCAGGAUGUGGGGUCAGCAUUGACGUAGGGUACUGUCAGUUGGCUUUGGACAUCUUUUGCCAACUUUGCCUAUCAAACUGAAAUACAUCCACGUCAUAAAACGAGAAGUAAAUCAUUUAAGUAUU
This is a messenger RNA of Eleginops maclovinus (Patagonian blennie), 2311 nucleotides long. RefSeq names its product autoimmune regulator (gene aire). Gene Ontology annotation, molecular function: DNA-binding transcription factor activity, RNA polymerase II-specific; DNA binding; translation regulator activity. Lineage: Eukaryota; Metazoa; Chordata; Actinopteri; Perciformes; Eleginopidae. Gene Ontology annotation, biological process: humoral immune response; regulation of transcription by RNA polymerase II. Gene Ontology annotation, cellular component: nucleus; cytoplasm. The coding region runs from base 1 to 1458 and encodes 485 amino acids. The record is from RefSeq and is a predicted model, not a curated record. The transcript is spliced from 13 exons.